This is a messenger RNA of Dentiscutata erythropus, 447 nucleotides long. Lineage: Eukaryota; Fungi; Glomeromycota; Glomeromycetes; Diversisporales; Gigasporaceae. The record is from the annotation of a GenBank genome assembly.
AUGCGGAUAAAUACCAAGUUAAAACAAGUUUUUGGAAUUCAAACUCCUUUAAGCAUGGGCCCAAGUGCGAACAGAGGAAUCUCUAUCAAAUAUCCAAAUUAUCUGGAGGGUAGAGUCAUGGGAAGUAAUAGAUCAAGUUUGUUUUUAUCAAUGGUCCAAUCAAUAAAUCGAAUCAACAAUGCUCAAUUGAGAAAUAACAAUGCCCAAUCACAAAGACCUCACAACAUUGGUGGUCCUCAAGAUGCUGGUAACCUACUUCAUAGAAUCCCAAAUGCUGCUCUAAGGCCUCAAAACAGCACAAAUCCAUCUAUCGAUACUUUCGAUGCCGAUCAACAACAUAUUGACCUAUUUAGAGGUAUUUCAUUCACUGAAGUGCAAGUUGUAGAAAAUUCAGAAAAUCCACCACCGCUGAUCGACCAAUUUUUUUCAGGGUACUCUUUUCCAUAA